Molecule: messenger RNA, 4188 nt
Organism: Teleopsis dalmanni
Lineage: Eukaryota; Metazoa; Arthropoda; Insecta; Diptera; Diopsidae
Product: endoribonuclease Dcr-1-like
Exons: 9
Biological process (GO): apoptotic DNA fragmentation; pre-miRNA processing; siRNA processing
Cellular component (GO): nucleus; cytoplasm; RISC complex
Molecular function (GO): RNA binding; ribonuclease III activity; deoxyribonuclease I activity
Source: RefSeq, a predicted model, not a curated record
UUACAGGGUCUGCCCAUGCCAACAAAUAUCUUAGCUAGAAGACUGACAGCUUUACAAACUUGCAUCGAAUUACAUAGAUCUGGAGAAUUAGACAAUAAUCUAACACCUAUAGGCAAGGAAGGGUUUAGAGCUAUUGAACCAGAUUGGGAAAAUUUUGAAUUGGAAGCACAAGACGAAAAAAUUGUUAAAGAAAAUUCUGAACCAAGACCUGGUACGACAAAACGGCGACAGUAUUAUUAUAAACGCAUUGCUACUGAAUUUUGCAAUUGCCGCCCAACUGCUAAUGCACCCUGUUACCUCUACCUAUUAGAUCUCACACUGCAAUGUCCCAUACCUGAAGAACAAAAUACGCGAGGUCGUAAAAUUUAUCCACCUGAAGAAGCUUUACAAGGUUUCGGUAUAUUGACAUUAAAAAAAAUACCAAAAGUCAGUUCGUUUCCUAUAUUUACACGUUCCGGUGAGGUGAAAGUAUCUAUAGAACUAUUUUCUGAACCUAUAGUAUUAACGACAGAACAAGUGAAUUGCAUUAAUAUUUUUGUUAAUUAUACUUUUACCAACGUAUUGCGUCUACAAAAGUUCCUAAUGCUCUUUGAUCCCGAUUCAACGGAGAAUUGCUUAUUUAUAGUGCCAACGAUAAAAACGAAAACGGGAAAAGUUAUUGAUUGGGAUUUUUUGCAGUUAAUCGAGAAAAAUGCUGAUAUGAUGCCAACUGAAAUUCCCGAUGAAGAACGUAAGAUUAUGGAUUUCAAUGGAAAUAAAUUUAAAGAUGCCGUUGUAAUGCCUUGGUAUCGCAAUCAAGAUCAGCCACAGUACUUCUAUGUAGCCGAAAUUUGUCCACAACUUUCUCCGCUUAGCUGUUUUCCUGGUGAAAACUAUCGCACUUUUAAGCAUUAUUAUUUUCUUAAAUAUGGUUUAACUAUACAGAAUGUAACACAACCUCUGCUGGAUGUUGAUCAUACUAGUGCUCGUUUAAAUUUUCUUACUCCACGAUAUGUUAAUCGUAAAGGUGUUGCACUGCCUACGAGUUCAGAAGAGACUAAACGUGCCAAACGUGAGAAUUUAGAACAAAAGCAAAUAUUAGUGCCGGAACUGUGUACAGUACAUCCAUUUCCCGCUUCAUUGUGGCGUACAGCAGUAUGUCUACCCUGUAUAUUGUAUCGUAUUAAUGGUUUACUUUUGGCUGAUGAUAUACGUAGGAAAGUGUCAGCCGAUAUGGGUCUAGGACAACGCGAGGUAUGUAAUGAUGAAUUUGAAUGGCCAAUGUUAGAUUUUGGUUGGAGUUUAUCGGAGGUCUUGAAAAAAUCAAGAGAAAACCAAAAUGGUGUUGAAAAUAAUCCUAAAGAAAAUGAGAACAACGCCAAAAUAACUGAAAAAACAGUAGAUGACAUGAAUACUGAUCAAUCUAUCAAAACGAAGUCGGAAAAAAGUGCUAACGAAAUAGUGAUCGAUGCCGAAAGAAAGUUUCAGGAAAGCAAUUUUAUUGAAAUUGGAACUUGGUCGAAUGAUAUGGCUGAAGAUAUUAACUUUUAUAGAAAUGAUGAUUAUAAUAAUGAAGAUGAUGAAGAAAUGAAGAUGAAAUGUAUACCCUCGAAUAUUAGUUUUUGUAACGAAGAACCGCGAUAUGGUUCUCCAACUUUUUGGGACUAUAAGGAUAAAGUUUCGGAAACAGAUAAUCCAAAAUGGAAAAGUAAUUUUAAAAAAAAUUCAUUUACAUAUUACGAAUCAGAUGAUUCAUUUGCUUCGAGUUGUGAUAUGAACGGGGCGAUCAACUAUAGCACCGAUGAAGAUGACGAUGCUAAUUCUGGUGCUUUACGUAUUGCUUUUACAUCCAAAAAUGAAGCAGAAACAAUAGAAACUGAAUCUGACAUAGAGAAGCGCAACAAACAAAUAUCCAUCAUACAAGCCACUAAUGCCAAUGAAUUGAAUUACCAGAAAACAAAGAAUUUACAAGUAGGUUACGAUUUCGUUAUAUCAAAAAAUGAUAUUAUGGAAUCUGAAAUCGAAAGCUCUAUAAAGAAAUUCAUUAAAUCCACGCAACAUUUAGUCGACGACAUAAAUAAUUCUGGCAUGAUGGUGCCAUAUAAUAAUAAAAUUAAUUUACCCAGAAAGACUGCGAACAUCAAAAGUGUAAAUCAGUUGUUCACAUUGUCGGAGUGCAUCCACAAACUAUUGCCUUACGUGAAUAAAGAAGUUUUGGAUAAACUAUUGGAAAGUGGUAUCAAAUCAUUGACAGUGGAAGAUUUGUUUGAAUUCAAUUUGGCAUAUGUGACACAGCAACCCAAAGAACUUUUUACAAUUAUAGGUACUGGUGAUAUGUUCGAUAAUUUUAAUGAUAAAGCCAAUAUUAUCAUAACGCACAUGGAGCACAAAAUAACAAAGAGUAUUCAAUUAAAUUUUGAUAGAAAAACUAAUUUAAAAGCAAUACAUAGUUCAAUAAUUGCUGAAAGAAAUCCAAGCAAUAUAAAACCCAUGAAUUUCAGUUUUGAUUAUCAACCUGAUUUGCAGGGGCAUCCCGGACCAAGUCCGAGUAUAAUAUUACAAGCACUUACCAUGUCGAAUGCUAAUGAUGGCAUAAACUUGGAACGACUGGAAACUAUAGGUGAUUCAUUCCUUAAAUAUGCUAUAACCACAUAUUUGUAUAUUACGUACGAUAACGUACACGAGGGUAAACUUAGCCAUUUGCGUUCUAAGCAAGUCGCCAAUUUGAAUUUGUAUCGGUUGGGGCGUAGAAAAAACUUAGGUGAAUAUAUGAUCGCAACAAAAUUUGAACCGCAUGACAAUUGGUUACCACCUUGUUAUUAUGUGCCAAAAGAGCUGGAGAAGGCGUUAAUUGAAGCUAAGAUACCACCGCAUCAUUGGAAGUUGGUCGAUUUACCGAAUAUUAAGAAACUAAGUAGUAGUGAGAUAUGCAAACUAGUACGAGAUAAAGCUGAAGAACUUGGUUUAUACGAUGAUGAUUCUAGCAGCGAAACAGGUGGAAAUGGUUUAACGGAAAACCCUGAAGGAAAUGAUUUUUCCUGUUUCAUUCCCUAUAAUUUAGUAACCCAACAUAGCAUACCUGAUAAAUCCGUGGCAGAUUGCGUUGAAGCAUUAAUUGGUGCAUACUUAAUAGAAUGUGGCUCCCGUGGAGCGUUAUUAUUCAUGGCUUGGCUCGGAGUACGUGUUUUACCUUUUGAAAUAAAACCAUAUAAUGCAGCUGAGCCACGAAUACCUGGCAGCACGAAUCCAGAUGAAGAAAAUAUGAUAAAAAUAUAUGGUGAAUGGGCACCACCAAAGAGUCCACUAUUGCAUUAUACACCAAAUGCCGCAAAAGAGUUAGAAUCUAUGCUACAAGGAUUCGAUGAAUUUGAAAAUAUUUUGGGUUACAAAUUUCAAGAUCGUUCCUAUUUAUUACAAGCUAUGACCCAUGCUAGCUAUUCACCAAAUCGGCUUACGGAUUGCUAUCAACGGCUAGAGUUCCUAGGCGAUGCAGUGUUGGAUUAUUUAAUAACAAGGCAUUUAUAUGAAGAUCCUAGACAGCACUCACCAGGUGCUUUAACAGAUUUGAGAUCUGCACUUGUAAACAAUACAAUUUUUGCUUCACUGGCUGUGCGACAUGGUUUCCAUAAAUAUUUUCGGCAUUUAUCGCCAGGUUUGAAUGAGGUUAUCGAUCGUUUUGUGCGUAUACAAAGUGAAAAUGGACACAGUAUUAGCGAGGAGUAUUACCUCUUGUCGGAGGAGGAAUGUGAUGAUGCUGAAGAUGUUGAGGUGCCCAAAGCUUUGGGUGAUGUAUUUGAAUCAAUUGCUGGUGCAAUAUUCUUGGAUUCAAAUAUGUGUCUGGAUGUAGUGUGGCAAGUUUAUAGUAAUAUGAUGAAACCAGAAAUUGAGCAGUUUAGUAAUUCAGUGCCAAAAUCACCUAUUAGAGAACUACUUGAAUUAGAACCGGAAACAGCGAAAUUUGGAAAACCGGAAAAACUGGCAGAUGGUAGACGUGUCCGUGUAACUGUCGAAGUUUUCUGUAAAGGUGUUUUUCGUGGCAUUGGUCGUAACUAUCGCAUCGCAAAAUGCACUGCGGCUAAAUGCGCUUUACGUCAAUUAAAAAAGCAAGGACUGCUUUCCAAAAAGGAUUAAAUCAAUGUAAAUUGAAGUAGAAUUAUUAUGUCGUACAAUAUUUUAAUUUUUAAAUAUGAAGUAUUUUAUUAGAUUUAG